AUCAUCUCAUGUGAUAUCACUUCCUAGAAAACAUUUUAUCCAGGUGUGUGUUGCCUAAAAGUGACUACAAUAGAAACUGACUAUACCUAAUGGCAUGGCAUUUAUUACAUGGCAUUUCAUUGGCAAUGAAAGCAGGUCAUGCUUAAAUAUAAAAGCUCAUGCCAUUUGGAAACAAGAAACACGACCUUGAUGAGUCUAGUCAGUAGUCACAUAGUCAUUGAUGCUCUUAUGUUAUGGCCUCUGAUUCAUGGGACACAUUUUCUAAAUAUGUUAUGUUGGACAAGACGAAUGAAGAUGAAUACAGCUCAGCCAGUGAUGAGAAUUCAAACCUGCUGGCAGCAAUCGAAACAGGUGAUACUGCAGUCAUCCAUGAACUCAGGCGAUUUCCUUCAGCCUUUAGGGAAGUGGACAGUAAUGGAUUUCUUCCAUUCCACAGAGCUGCCAUGCAACCAUCACGGAAAGUCCUAGAAGCAGUUCUGGCCUCCAGCCAGCCUGACAUGGAAGAAAAAGGUUGGAAUGGAGAGACCGCCUUGACUUUAGCCGUUCAAGCUGGCCUGGAGGAGAACGUCAGGAUCCUUCUGGAACAUGGAGCACUACCACACAACCUCAACAGCAAAAAGGAGUCUCCACUUCUGCUGGCGGUAAGAGUCCGAUCUUUUCCAAUGGUGUACGCUCUCACCUCACAUGGAGCUGAGGUGAAUCAGGUUUGUUCGAAGAGGUGGACGGCACUGCAUGAAGCAGCAAAAGUGGGCUGCAUUGACAUCUUAAUGCUGCUGCUGAGACGAGGCGGACAAGUGUCAGUGAGGGAUUAUGAGGGAGUGACUCCGAUGGGUGUAGCAGCAGAGUGCGCCAAUCUAGAAGUCCUUAAAGUACUCAUUGAUAUUGGAGCUGACGUGAACGCACAGUCCUGUAAGGGUGAAAGUGUGUUGAUGGAUGCAGCUGGUUCAGGAAACCCAGACUGUGUGAACCUUCUGCUUGAAAAUGGAGCCUCACCAAACCUGGCCAGUUUGACCAGGCACCUACCUAUACACCGCGCGGCAUUUGAGGGCCACUACCUGUAAGUGUACAAUAAUUUGAAAUAGUUAAAAAUUAAAAUACAUUAAUGUGAGGGUAGUUCCUUCAACUUUUGAUCCAGUGGAAAAACUUUUCUCACUCUAGUUUAUUUAACAAAGUAGUUUAUUUAAUUUGUACACUAACAAGUCUAACAUCACUUGAGAAUUCUUUUUAAAUUUUUAACAUUUUUUAUUAAUGAAAAUUCUCACCACAGUGUCCUUUAGAAAAGGAAUGUGCUGUUUAAUGUUUAAACAGCACAUUUUUUAAAAAUAUGUUUGGAUAUGUUUGUCUUGCUGAGGCUAAUUGUACAGCUAGACUUUUGUGUAUUUUUAAAUACAUUUUACAUAUUUUCUUACCUUUACAAAAAUUGACAAAAUUACAGUUUUAUAUUGCACAUAUAAUGCACAAAAUAUUCUUCUGUGGUAUUUACCUUGUUUUUCCUUCUUAUUUUCCUAUUUUACUUCUUAUUAGGCACCUAUUGUAUCCGCUGGCGUUCUUCUUCUUCUGUCUAUGACAUCCCAUUGAACCGCUGAAAAUUAUGAAAGUUGGCACACAGAUAGAGGACAGUCUGAAAUGUCACUAUAGCAAAUUUGCAGUCUCUAACUCAAUCCCUCUAGUGCCACCAAUUGUCCAAAUUUGGACUCAUAUUCAUGCUAAUAACUUCUGAACCGUAAGGACUAGAAACAAAAGUUUUUUCCUCUGAUUCCUUGGCUCAAGACUAUGCAAAUGCUAUGACAUUUACCUUUGUGAACAUUUUUCCGCCAUUUUUGGAUUUUCCGAAAAACAAUUUUUAUUUAACUCCUCUUGAUCUGGUUCAAUUUUUGUGAAAAUCUGAGCAACAGCCUAUCUUCAGACCAUGUUGACAAAAAGUUAAUUCAUGGAAUUCAAGUUGACUCUCUGCAGCGCUUUAUCACAUUCAGACCAAACUUGGUACAUGUCAUCACAAGCAUGACCUGAGGCAACAUGCACCAUUUCAGCACAGCACCAUCUAGUGGUCAGGAGAUAUAAAAAAUGGCUAUUUUUGCUUAUAUUUGAAAGUGGUAUGUUAGAUUUGGUAUCGUUAGAAUCCAUAUUUUUCGUAGAUUAUAUAAUAUCCAAGAUUUUCCCAUAUACGCCAUUUUAGACAUCUGCCAUUUUAGAUUUUGAAGUAAAAUGCUGUAUUUUAUGAACGCAUUAACUUAUCGAAACAAAACUCGGUGUUGGUCAUCUGCACAAUUCCCUGAAGGAGCCUGAGAAGUUUCGGGACAGUGCCACCUAGUGGUGUAAAAAAUUAUUUACAUGCUUAUAACUUUGGAUGGGUUGACUUAUUUUAACUGGAGUCAUGUCUUUAGAUUUCUUAAUCCUUGCCAAGUUCAAUGAUACCAGACGUGCUAGAUUUCAGCUUAUGGUUCGUCCUAUGUUGUGAUUUAGCUUUUAAAAAACUUUCACAAAUAACUUUUAGUCCGAUUGAGAUGAAACCACCAUAGGAAAAUCGAAAACAUAGCGAGAUGACUAUAAGCUAAUGGCCAAAUGUCAGAAUUUUGAUUGUAAGUGGCAAAAAAAAAAAUGAAAUCAAAUUCAGGUGUGGGUAAUUUUUUAUGUGCUCAUAAAUAUAAUAGUCUAUAACUCUGAAAUGAGAUAUUUUCACCAAAUUUAGCAUGCUUAUGUAUGGGGGCACGCUGAGCACACACAAAAAAGUGGUGGCACUGCUAUAAUCGAACAAAACAUGAAAUUGUCUCCAACUACAGUACCGUUGGUCUGAUUGACUUCAAAAUUGAAAAACAUGGCUGUCAUUUACAAAAUGGCAAAAAAAAAAAAGAUCUAAAGCUGUAACUGCAAUGGUUUUGCAUAUUGCUAUAUUUUACAAAUGCAUUGGCAUAUGGUUACGAAAUUUGUAAUGAAAUUGUAUAAGCAAUUAUAUCACAUAACAACUCAAA
Megalobrama amblycephala (Wuchang bream) is the source of this 2969-nucleotide messenger RNA. Its product is annotated as ankyrin repeat and SOCS box protein 15-like. Gene Ontology annotation, biological process: regulation of barbed-end actin filament capping. The transcript has 7 exons. Gene Ontology annotation, cellular component: cytoplasm; nucleus. Lineage: Eukaryota; Metazoa; Chordata; Actinopteri; Cypriniformes; Xenocyprididae. Gene Ontology annotation, molecular function: protein binding. The record is from RefSeq and is a predicted model, not a curated record. Bases 234 to 1061 code for a protein of 275 amino acids.